Lactuca saligna is the source of this 627-nucleotide messenger RNA. The record is from the annotation of a GenBank genome assembly. Lineage: Eukaryota; Viridiplantae; Streptophyta; Magnoliopsida; Asterales; Asteraceae.
AUGUUUCAAAAUCUUCAGUGUCUGCAGCCAUCACUACAAAUUCAGAAAACCCCUAUUCAGGUCCCUUCUACAGGGGGGAAAAAACAGUUUUCGAGUCAGGGGAAUCAAGGGAAUUUCUCGAAAAAUGAAGGUUCAGGGGUUUUUGCUGGAAACCGCAAGCAGGGGCAAAAAGGGAAUUAUCCGAAAAUUGGAAAUUUUGGGGCUUCUGAUGGAAUUCGCUAUCAGGGGUAUAAUGGGAAUAAUCAGGAAAAUUUGGAAUUUAGUUUUGAUAGAGGUGGGAAGACAGGAGGUAAAAAUGGGCAGGGGUAUUAUGGGAAUAUUCAACCAAUGAAAGGAAAGUCUAAUGAUUCAAAGAUUGAACAGGGGAAAAGUUGGAAAAGUAACAAGGUUAUGGGAAAGAACAAGGAUGGGGGUGAUGUUUUGGAAGUCAAAGGGUUUGUGGGGAAUAAUUCUAUGAGUCGGCCUGACCAGGAAGCUAAAAAAUCAGAAGCAGGGGUGAUUUGGAACAUCGAAUUGGAAGGAUUGGGACAAAAUUCUUACCAUACUAGUUACCAAUUCAAAUAUAAAACUGAUCUGGAACAUCGAAUUGGAAGGAUUGGGACAAAAUUAGCGAUCAAUAUGAACUGA